UGAGAGCCGAGGCGCGCUCACUCUCCUGUCAGAACGUUUUUCCAACAACACACUUUCACCUUUUUGGAUCGAGCUCCGUGGAUCCUGAAACUUUCACUGAGUCAUGACGCCGUCCGGAUUAUAUCUGAAGAUCCCGUUGGUGUUCUGUUUCCUGAGACUGACUGCAGCGUUUCCUCAUUCCUGCAAAGACGACGCGUAUCCACACGGAAACAUCUGCUGUAGAAACUGUCCUGCAGGUCAGCGUGUUGUCUCUCACUGCAGCACAGCAGGAGGUGAGAGUGUGUGUGAGGAGUGUCAGGACGGCACGUUCACCGAGCACGAUAACGGACUAAAGCAGUGCUUCAAGUGUGCGCAGUGUCGCUCAGAUCAGGCAGUGGUGCGGCGAUGUUCUCACACUCAGGAAACUGAAUGUCAGUGCACAGCGGGGAUGUUCUGUUCUCCGGAUGAAGCCUGUGAAGUGUGCAGAAGAUGCUCCAGUUGUGCACCAGAUGAAGAGACGGUGAGGAACUGCACGUCCACCACCAACACCGAGUGCAAGAAGAACGCUCCCAAAUCUGACCCUGACUCAGAAAAGGCCGCUUGGAUUGUGCCACUGGUGGUGAUGGCUGCUGCUCUGAUAAUAGCUGGGAUAAUAAUUGCCAUGUGGAGACGUCGUAGAGCAAAAGAGUCUCAGAGCAGUGCACCUGACGGGCUGAAAGCUGGACAGCUUUUCAGCGUCAGCUCCUCUGAUGGUCGCAGUAAUGGAGACCGCCCCCUGCUGGUGAGAUCCAGGUCCUGCAGGGAGGAGGAGGAGGAGCGUAGAGUCCUGUGUGAGAGCCUGAGCAGCUCCACCACUAACUCUCAGCUCAGCCUGACUGCUCUCCCCCCCGCUAACCCCCCGCCUCCCAGCAGCCGCCCGGCCCGCAAGAAGUCCAGCAUGAGGGAAGAAGAGUCCUUUCCCAAGCUGGUUCCUAAUAAUGGUGACGACUCUCUGAGGAAAUGCUUCCAGUUUUUCGAUGAGCUCGACUUCGCCUUCCACAGCAGAUUCUUCCGUCACUUGGACGUUUCCGACAACGACAUAAAAAGCAAAGAGCACCUGCACGAGGAUAAGAUCUACGUGCUGCUGAACAUCUGGUUGGAGAUGAAGGGCCGAGACGCCUCGUUGAACGACCUUCUGCGAGCCUUAUUGGAUCUAAACCAGAGGAGAACGGCGGAGAAUAUCAAGGACAAAGCUCUUCAAUACGGUCAUUACACCUGUCAGAGUUUAGAGGGAAAUAACUGAGAACUUUGAGGGGAAAAAGUUGGACAUUUGAUGAAAAAACAAGUCAGAAUUUUGAUGAAAAACAAGUCAGAAUUUUGAUGAAAAACAAGUCAGAAUUUUGAUGAAAAAACAAGUCAGAAUUUGUGAUAAAAAAACAAGUCAGAAUUUUGAAGAAAGUCAGCAUUUUGUGGGAAAAGUCAGAAUUUUGUGGGAAAAGUCAGAAUUUUGUGGAAAAAGUCAGAACUUUGAUCAAAAAACAAGUCAGAAUUUUGAUGGAAAAUAAGUAUUAUGAGGAAAAAUUAAGAAUGUUUGAGAAUUUCAAUUUUUUUUAACGACUUUUUAGGGAUUACAAUAAGACUUUUUGAGGAAAGAAAUGUAAGAAUUUUGAGGGUAAAAAAUGUAAAAAUGUUGAGGGUAAAACAUUAAGAAUUUUGAGGAAAAAGUCCAGAGUCUUAUGGCGGUGUUUUGAGAUCUUUUUGCAUCCCGCCCGAUUUGCACCUCAAAGAACGCUCAUAUAACGUUUGGAGGAAUAAUCCAGAAAAAGAAGAAACACAUCCUCAGUGUGUGUGUUACUGUACGGUGUGAAAUCAGACUUAUUUACACGCCUGUUUCACCACACACACACACACACACACACACUGCUAAAUCACAGCUUUUACUCUGUGGUUUUUCGUGUGACUGAAAGUAAUUUAUUUUCUCUCCACUCCUCAACAAGUGUGGGAUAUUUAUUAUAAAAAGUAUUGGCUGUUUGAGUAUUGCAAAUAAGCCCUGAAUCAAAAAAAAAAAAGUGUUUUUUUGAUGAUCCUGAACAUGUGUUUAUUUAUUUGUUUGUCAUUGAAAUGCAAAUGUGUACUGUGUGAGCAAAGGAACACACGUUGAACAAAAUGCCCUGAAAAGCAGAUUACUACGUGAGCACGUGAAUGUAAUAAUGUUUCAGUUUAUUUGUAUUUAUCUGCAUCUAUUUCGGGUGUGUUAUCACAGUCAAACAUGUUGAAAGUUUACAAAAAACCCUAAAAAAAGUGCCUUUUCUACGUGUUACAUCAUUUAUAUUUAUACUUUUCUACAUGUCUGUUGCUUAUCUUCAUUUUCAUGUUUUAUUUUUUAACUGCAGAUAAGUUAACAAGAUAAAUUCAACUUUAAAGGCCUUUUAAAUUUAGUAAUUGUCCUUUAAAGUAUUUAUAUUUGUACUGAAUUGUACGUGCGUUUGUGUAAUUUCAUCUCGACACUACAUGUACAUGUGUUUGAAUAUUUAUAAUGUGCAUUGUGCCUUUUCCAAAUAAAGAGAAUAAGAUGAAGAA
Molecule: messenger RNA, 2538 nt
Organism: Trematomus bernacchii (emerald rockcod)
Lineage: Eukaryota; Metazoa; Chordata; Actinopteri; Perciformes; Nototheniidae
Product: tumor necrosis factor receptor superfamily member 22-like
Exons: 10
Coding region: 104-1261 (385 amino acids)
Biological process (GO): TRAIL-activated apoptotic signaling pathway; positive regulation of apoptotic process
Cellular component (GO): cell surface; plasma membrane
Molecular function (GO): protein binding
Source: RefSeq, a predicted model, not a curated record